Molecule: messenger RNA, 387 nt
Organism: Paramecium pentaurelia
Lineage: Eukaryota; Ciliophora; Oligohymenophorea; Peniculida; Parameciidae
Source: the annotation of a GenBank genome assembly
UAAUGCUUAAUACUACUUCAAAUUAAAUUUUAUAAGGCCAAUAUGGAUGUGAUCACAGCUCAAGGUUAGAGAAGUAUAUUCUUAUAAUAUUGUGUUAGAGUUUAAGAGAACCAAUUAAACUUCUAUUUAAAUUAUUCCCAUCAUGAAUACAUGAUUGUCUUGAGUAUUAAAAGCCAUUUAAUCCCAGUAAUAUUAUAGAAACUUAAAGAAAAUUGCAGAGAAAUCGAAAUAAUAUUUCUUGGAUAUAUAUCCUCUCCAAUUGAAGAUUCUGAUCAUGAUGCAUUAUUACAAAAAGUAAUAAGUGAGAUUCUAAAUCAAUCGGAAGAGGGUCUGAAACUCGACACAUCUAAGAAGGUAACCCUUACAUAUUACAAAGAGGAUUUGUGA